CUUCUGUCAUUUGUGUGGAAAGUGCCACACACACUCCAGAACAACAACGGCUUUUGCUUGCAUAUUCCAGUGUUUCUUUUGUCAGCGAGUCCAGCAAAGUUGUAACUCUUCAAGUGCCAGCCCUGAGCUGAGUGAGGAGCCACCAGCAGAGAUGGUAAAAAUGACAAAAUCAAAAACGUUCCAGGCUUACCUGCCAAACUGUCAUCGAACCUACAGCUGUAUCCACUGCAGAGCCCAUCUAGCCAAUCAUGAUGAAUUGAUCUCCAAGUCCUUCCAGGGAAGCCAGGGGCGAGCCUACCUCUUUAAUUCUGUGGUAAAUGUGGGCUGUGGUCCAGCAGAGGAGAGAGUUCUUCUAACAGGUUUACAUGCUGUAGCAGAUAUCUAUUGUGAAAACUGUAAAACCACUCUUGGAUGGAAAUAUGAACAUGCUUUUGAGAGCAGUCAGAAAUACAAAGAAGGAAAAUUUAUCAUUGAACUUGCCCACAUGAUAAAGGACAAUGGCUGGGAGUGA
Messenger RNA from Indicator indicator, 511 nucleotides. It is a transcript of the gene YPEL1, whose product is annotated as yippee like 1. Bases 152 to 511 code for a protein of 119 amino acids. The record is from RefSeq and is a predicted model, not a curated record. Lineage: Eukaryota; Metazoa; Chordata; Aves; Piciformes; Indicatoridae. The transcript has 4 exons.